AUGACCACGGCCACUGUCACCUACCAUGAACUUCCACCUCUGACAAGCUGGGCAUCUGAUGGCCAACAAACUACUCAUAAUAAUAUUUUAAAUGAUCGUUCUCCUUCUAUUUUAAAUCCUUUAAUCACUCCUCAACAAUUCAUUUGCAAUCAAUCCAUUAAUCCUUAUAGAACAGAAUCGAAUUGCGAUGAGAUUUUAUGGACAAAUAAUGGUUUCUAUUCACCAACUUCAUUUCAUCAUAUUCAUUCAGCAAAUUCUCAGGUUAUUGGUAAUGAAUUUCGUAGCAAAAAACGUGGCAAUUCAUUUCGUUCAAAUUCAGGACCUUCAUCAAGUGGAAUUUUAGCACAAACUAUCUCUGAAGAAUUAUGCUUAGUUUGUGGUGAUAAGGCUUCUGGAUAUCACUAUAAUGCUCUAACAUGUGAAGGUUGUAAAGGAUUCUUUCGUCGUUCGAUCACAAGAAAAGCAAUAUAUUAUUGUAAAUAUGGUGAAAGUUGUGAUAUUGAUAUGUAUAUGAGGCGUAAAUGCCAACAUUGCCGUCUAAAAAAAUGCAUGGAUAUUGGAAUGAGACCUGAACGAUUGCGAGCUGAUUCGCGAGUGCCUUUAGUUGUUAUUCCUGAGGAUCAGUGUCGAAUCAAGAGAGAAGCGAAACAGAAGUUAAGGAUUGUAGCAGAUCAACGCAAAUCAAGUAGUCCAUCAGCAGUUACUUCUACAGAAUCACUUGAUUGUGGCCUAUCAAUUGAAACUCGAGAAUUGAUUAGUCGUCUAGUGGCAAUUGAUAAUCAAUUUUUGGCUCCAUCUAAUGAUUCCUUGAUGCAAUUAUCAGAUUAUAAUGUCGAAGGAGGAUCUUAUCAGCAUUUAGCCGAAUUAACAAUACUGAAUGUUCAAUUAAUCCAUCAAUUUACUGCCCAUUUGCCUGGUUUUUCUAAGUUAUCUGAUGAAGACAAAAGAACACUUCAUAAGGCUUGUAAAACUGAAGUUUUGGUGAUAAGAACUGCUCGUUCAUAUGACUGUUGUGAAGAACGUGUAAUAUUAGGCAAUGAAACAAAACAGUGGCGCUACGAUCGAGAACAGUAUCGCGCUUUUAUUGGAUCACUAGCUGAUCCAAUAUUUGAUUUUGCUCAUUCGUUAGCCAAACUUGGUCUCGAUCAAGCCGAAUUCGUUAUUCUUACAGCUAUCGCUAUUUUUUCAGACCGACUUGGUUUGGUACAACCGAGAGCUAUCGAGGAUAUUCAAGAAGUUUAUACAUCAGCUUUACAAUCUUAUAUUGAUGUUCGUAGGCCAAAACAAAGGACGAUGUUUGCUCGACUCCUAAUGAAACUUACUGAUCUUCGUAGUCUAACUUCCGAACAGGCUGAAAUUUUCUCGGAAAUCGGUACAACAAAUAUUAAUUCAACUCAUUCACCAGCGGUUGAACCAAAAUAUUUCCCAUCAAAACCACUUCCUUAUGAACAAUAUUCGAGUGAUCAUUAUUCAUCGGGACGAUAUCAUGAAACGACAUCACCUAUGAAUUUUCAUUAA
Dracunculus medinensis (Guinea worm) is the source of this 1518-nucleotide messenger RNA. The record is from the annotation of a GenBank genome assembly. Lineage: Eukaryota; Metazoa; Nematoda; Chromadorea; Rhabditida; Dracunculidae.